AUGCAUGUAACGUGGAAAAAUUUCCAAGGACGAAUGCAUGGUGCGAAUGUGAAUGUUCCAGGACGAAAUGGUCAGUUACCCAUUCACUAUACUUGUCAGAAUGGAUACUUAGAUACAACGAAAUCACUCAUAGUGAAUGGUGCCAAAGUCAAUCAUCCAGAUGGAAAUGGUCGAUUACCCAUUGAUCAUGCUUGUGAAAACGAACAUUUAGAUCUAGUAGAACUGUUGCUACGAACUGGUGCCAGAUUGGAUGUUCCUGAUAAGGAUGGUCGGCUGCCAAUUCACUACGCGUGUGAAAAAGGACACUGUGACAUAGUAGAUUUACUGAUAACGAGUGGUGCAAAAGAAGAUGUUCCAGAUGGAGAUGAAUUGCUGAUUAGAAAUGGUGUGAAUGUGAAUGUUCCUGAUAAAUCUAGACGACAUCCAAUUCAUUAUGCGUGCGAAAAAGGACAUUCUCCUGUAGUAAAUUUACUGAUCAAAAGUGGUGCAAAAGAAAAUGUUCCAGAUGGAGAUGGUCGUCUGCCCAUACACUACGCUUGCGAAAAAGAACUAGAUCUAGUAGAAUUGUUGAUAAAGAAUGGUGCGAAAAUGGAUGUUCCUGAUAAGGAUGGUCGGCUUCCAAUUCACUACGCUUGCGAAAAAGAACAUCAAGGUAUAUUAAAACUGUUGAUAAAUAAUGGUGCGAAAAUAGAUGUUCCUGAUAAAUAUGGCCGACUGCCAAUUCACUGUGUUUGUGCAACAGAACAUCUAGAUCUAGUAGAACUGUUGAUAAAGAAUGUUGCGAAAGUGAAUGUUCCUGAUAAAAAUGGCCGACUACCAAUUCAUUAUGCGUGUGAAAAAGGGCACUCUGUUGUGGUCGAUUUGCUGAUAAAGCGUGACGUAAAGCUAGAUGUUUCCGAUGGAAGUGGUAGGCGUCCUAUACAUUAUGCGUGCGAAAAUAGUCAUUCGAAUGUUGUAAAAAUACUAGUGGAGAAUUCUGCAAAGUUGGAAGUUACCGAUCAAAAACGUCGGCUGCUAAUUCAUUAUGCGUCUGGAAAUAACUACUUGGAUCCACUAAAAGUACUGAUGACCCAUUCCGUGAAAAUGGAUGCACCCAAUGCGUGCGAAAAAGGGUAUUUAUUAACAACAGGUUCACUCAAAACAUCUGGUGCCAAACUCAAUGUUGUGGAUAAAAGUCAACGGUUGCCGAUUCAUUAUGCCUGUCAGAGUCGGUAUUUAGGUGUGGUAAAACUGCUGAUAACUAGUGGCGCAGCGCUGGAUGUUCCUGAUUGCAAUGGUUGGCUGCCGAUUCAUUAUGCGUGCGAAGUUGGGCAUUUAGAUACAAUAAAGUUACUGAUAACGAGUGGUUCGGAAGUGAAUGUUCCUGAUGGAGAUGGUCGUUUGCCCAUUGACCACGCCCGAGAAAAAGGACAUCUGGAUUGUGUGAAUUUACUUGGAGAAAAUGGUGCGAAAUCGGCGUAA
Molecule: messenger RNA, 1461 nt
Organism: Zophobas morio
Lineage: Eukaryota; Metazoa; Arthropoda; Insecta; Coleoptera; Tenebrionidae
Product: serine/threonine-protein phosphatase 6 regulatory ankyrin repeat subunit B-like
Exons: 3
Coding region: 1-1461 (486 amino acids)
Biological process (GO): positive regulation of transcription by RNA polymerase II
Cellular component (GO): nucleus
Molecular function (GO): protein binding; transcription cis-regulatory region binding
Source: RefSeq, a predicted model, not a curated record